Messenger RNA from Suillus plorans, 1803 nucleotides. Its product is annotated as P-loop containing nucleoside triphosphate hydrolase protein. The transcript has 8 exons. Gene Ontology annotation, molecular function: GTP binding. Gene Ontology annotation, cellular component: nucleolus. Bases 1 to 1803 code for a protein of 600 amino acids. Lineage: Eukaryota; Fungi; Basidiomycota; Agaricomycetes; Boletales; Suillaceae. The record is from RefSeq and is a predicted model, not a curated record.
AUGUGUAGUUGUGAAAUAUUAUCUGAAUUUUGCGAAUUAUACCAAACUCUCAUUCGCGACUAUCAUGGGCAGGAACAAAUCCCAGAAAUCGUCAGUACCGCAAAAAUCCAGUUAGUCCCCACUCUCAUUUAUCCUACACCCAUUGCAGAAAGAACAAGCACUGAUGAGCUCAAGAAAGACCCUGGAAUACCAAGGCUUCCUCAACUAAAGGUUCGGAUUGCGGAGAAGCGGAAAUCUAGUUCUCCUGCGAUUCCCCAGCCUGAUGAUCCAGAUGCCUAUAUGGCUGCUGAGCCUACCCUGUCUUCACUAGCAGCUCUCGCUUCAGAGACCCAGGAGGCCGUAGACCAGGAUACCGCAUCUUAUGCGGGCUCCUCACAGAAGACGAAGGAGCAAAUUCGUCGCCACUACGUCCGUGUGCUACACAAAGUAAUCGAUGAAAGUGACAUCGUCAUUCUUGUGCUCGACGCUCGUGAUCCGGAGGGAUGUAGGAGUCGACUGGUCGAAGAAGAGGUAAGACGGAGAGAAAGUGAAGGGAAGAAGCUCGUGUUUGUAUUGAAUAAAAUCGGUAUGAAUGUUGGUUUCAUUUGGUUUUUGCACUCUUCCUCAUCGUGCGCUGUGGACGAAGAUUUGGUUUCAAAAGAGAAUGCUCAACAGUGGCUGCGAUACUUGCGACAUUCCACGCCGACACUCCCAUUCCGUUCUGCUUCCUCCAAUCAACGGUCUCAUCUCAGCUCUACGACGGCACCCGGACUUAUGCGCCUUCUUAAAGCAUUCAAACCUAGUUCACAGAGUAUCACAGUCGGUGUUGUUGGGUUUCCAAACGUCGGUAAAAGCAGCCUCAUCAAUUCUUUGAAGCGAUCAAAGGCCUGUGCAGUGGCUGCACAGCCAGGUCACACGAAGGACCUUCAAUCCGUGCAGCUGGAGCGAGGAAUUAAGAUCGUCGAUUCACCUGGUGUAGUUUUUGAUGAAGAUGAAUCAGGUGACUCUAGUCAAAAGGGCAGCAUUCUCCUACGAAAUGUAGUCAAAGUUGAGGAUAUAGAAGAUCCCAUCGCUGUUGUGGAAGAAAUCCUCGCGCGGACAGAACAUGAGACACUCCGAAAACUAUACAAUCUUCUUCAGUUCUCAAGCACGCUGGAGUUUCUCACCAUGCUUGCGCUGAACAGCGGACGCCUGCUCAAGGGAGGUACCCCUGAUCUACUUUCAGCCGCACGUCACGUUCUUAUGGACUGGAAUCACCAAAAAAUACCCUAUUUCUCUGUCCCGCCCACCAUUCAUCCCUCGUCGAUGCCUUCUGCCACAACAGGCGCAGAAACCGUCGGGCAGUCACAAAUCCUCGAUUCAUUCUCUAAACCGUUUGAGCUCGCAGGUUUGUUUUGCACAGCAGACGCCGGCGCGUUCAAUGAAAAUGCACCGAUGCAGGAAGAGGUAGCUAUGGAUGACAGUGAAGUCAACAAUGACAUUGCUGCACGAGAAUCUGGCAUGAUAGUCGAUGAUGGCAUGACUGCUUCCGCACUAUCAAUCCCGUCAUCCCGCAAGCGUAUUCGUUCGCCCUCGUUGGUCACACAGGCAGGAGUUACCGACUCUUCAGUACAACUGCGCAUACCGAAGCGGUUCCGUCGCGCGAAGGACCUUUCUGCAUAUGAAGAAGCCGCUGUGCGGAGCCAGAGUCGCGCGAUGAAUAGGCGGUCUCUGAAACAAGACCGCAAGCGUGCACGAAGGGCUGCUAACAAGUUGACCAAGGGCGAGUCGAGGAUGGAAGUUGAUGGGCUGCAGGAAACGUUUAUUGCUGAUGUGCGGGAAUAA